This is a messenger RNA of Sparassis crispa, 969 nucleotides long. RefSeq lists its product as hypothetical. The transcript is spliced from 2 exons. NCBI's taxonomy places the organism in Eukaryota, Fungi, Basidiomycota, Agaricomycetes, Polyporales, Sparassidaceae. The record is from RefSeq and is a predicted model, not a curated record. The coding region runs from base 1 to 969 and encodes 322 amino acids.
AUGGACGCUAUGGAUCUCAACUGGUGCUUGACCUGCAACAGGCAUAUCGAUGCAGAGGGCGCCGCACCCUACUGCUCACGCGAAUGCCUCAGCUCGGACAAGCCCUCGACGUCUGCGCUCGUCCGCCCCUCCCCCUUCUUCGAUCCUCGCCGUGUCGCCGACGACCUAUCCGACCUCAGCGACGAGCUCGACUACAACUACCCCGAGCCGUCCACCCAUUCGUACUCGCAAUGCGAGCAGGAGCUCGCACCCGUCGGCGGCCGCGGUGCUUGGAUAGGCAAGGGCGCCGCAGGCAUCCACGCCUGGGCCCGCGGUGUAAAGCCAGGUCCACCAUCCGACUGCGCCUCCGUCUCCUCCACCGCGUCCCUCCGCCCGCCAAAGCUGCUUCUCACCCACUGCCGCCCCGUCGCGCCCACACUCUGUAUGUCCAAAACCGUCCUCGCCCCAGUCGAGCCAUCCCGCCCGGUCCUCAACCCGCGGCAGUCGCUGCCGUCCCUCCUCGCCCAUUCGACGACGGACACUAGCGCCGACUCCUGCAUCACCCCUUCCUCGUCCGUCUCCCUCGCGACCCCCGUGUCCGGGUCCGAGGACGGCGCACCCCGCCGUCAGAAAACCCUCAUCGGCGCGCUCCGGGCCCAGUUUCGGGCGUGGGCUGCUUCGACCGCCGCUCAAAAUGAAUGUCAACGCUCUGCGACGCUCACUCGGGAGUCGCACAGGACGCUGAGCCGCUCCGCGCGCGAGCCUUCGCUCGACUGCGUAUCCAUGGAGGACGGCUACGUCGCGCUCGCUGUGGACGGGAAGCUGGCGCUCGGGCUGGCGCAGGAGGAGUGGUGGGAGUCGUCGACCUUUGGGAUAGUGGAGAAGGUCGGGCAGGCGAUCGUGCCGCGUGCGUCGCGCCGGCACAUGCGGAUGGAGGACCAUCGGGCGCUCAUGGCGCGCGGGCGGAAGGCGUCGCGAGGGUACUCGUGA